GUUCGCGUCAAGGCAACCCCUAGUGUUCGUUACAGAAAUGAAUUGAAGCGUUUGUGAACCUCGCCAAUUAAUUCAAGAUUAAACAUUCCGCCGUAGAUAACUGCGAGUAGAUAAAUAUAUCAUAGAACAAUAACAUUAACGGUAAAAGUAUUAAUAAUUACACAAUGCGGCGUGUGUGUUUUCUCGUCACGUUGAUCAUACUCGUGACUUACGUGGCUGCUUUGGAUGAAAAGUCAUCGAAGCAGGCAGCUUUCGGUGAGGGAGACAAUGCCGAGGAUGAGGACGACAGCGACUACGACGAUUACGAUUAUGCGUUGGAGGAUAAAAAAGGACACAAGAUAAAACGCAAACACAAACUCUACCUCUCGAAGAACGCCGGCUGUAGUACCGUGAAUGUGUCUCCAUUUGCCGGAGGUCUGAAGAGCUUAGCGGCAUUCAUCGCGAUAAAAAUAAAAAUCAUUUUGGUCGUUAUCACGGUAAUUGGGAUCAUUGGAUUUACCCUCAAAGUAUUUGGAGCCCUGAAGUAUAUAGGAUACCUUGGCGGGGGUUGUCCUGUUGUUCACGAGCCGGCUCACGGAUUAGGAUACUCAGUCACACCUCCACCUGAUCACGUGCCGGAAUACGGAUCCUGGGGCAAUACCAAUGACUGGUCAUCAUCUGGAAGUUGGGCACGCAGCUUGGUUCAAAGCUAUAUUGAUACGGAUAUGAUCUCUCAUGCGUUAAAAAAUAUGGACAUGGCUGAGAUGGUUUUUUCGACCCUGGAAAUGAACGACGAUGUGUGUCGCCGACGUUUGGUCUGCGAAAUUGACGCCAAAACCCGAGAAUUUCCACUGCUGAGUUACGCGAUGGAUUUCUUUUCGCAUGGAUUUGAAAAGUUUAAAACGUCGAGUAAAGUGAAAUUCAGCGACUGCGCUAAGCUUUACGCCAGUUGCGAUGACGACAAAAAAUCCAGGAGAAGAAGGAAGAGAUUCGUGGAUAAAACCGAACACAGAAAUCAAUCGUCCGUGUAAAUGACUCCUGGAAGAAGAAACCUUCAGCGAUCAUAUUGCAAAUCCUGCGGAUUUUAUUUGCAAGGAUAACGGAACCAUUGAAAUUGUCAAAGAUCGAAGAAUUCACUAGGUUUUAAUAUCAAACAUUUUCUGAAGUUUGAAAAAAGUUUACAAAAACUGUCUAUCACCAGAUUAGUUGAAGGUCAAAAACCAAGAGCAACUAGCCCAGCGGUUUUGCCCGAAAUGCUCAACAUAAUUAUAAGAAAAAACAAUCUACAUUAAUAGAGAUUUUUGACUCUGUCAAUUCAUUUUCCGAAUUUAUAUUUAUACGCUUAUGCAUAUAUUUGGUGCUCAAUUAUUAAAUUCAUAAAGUAAAUAAUCAGAGAAAAUUAUUUCAAAUUCGACACAAGAUUAUCAUUCUGUAAUCAUUGUUCCACUUUGUCAUUUGCUGACUUUAAUUUUAAGUAAUCGUUAAUUAUAUUUAUUUAUUAUUUAUUCUUGUAUUUCCAUGUAUACGUACGAAUGUACAUACGUAAUGUUGUAAGUUAAAUUUAAGUUUCAAACAAUUGAAUCGAUCAGUUUAUUCGAUGAUUAACUGUACCACAUUACCUCGUAAUUUCACCAAUAUUUAAAUGGUAUUUGUAACGAUAUACAUUUUACUAAAAAAAAUUCGACAACGUUGAAGGCAUUUUUCCUUUUUU
Molecule: messenger RNA, 1690 nt
Organism: Neodiprion fabricii
Lineage: Eukaryota; Metazoa; Arthropoda; Insecta; Hymenoptera; Diprionidae
Exons: 6
Coding region: 165-1010 (281 amino acids)
Source: RefSeq, a predicted model, not a curated record